UUUCACGUCGUCUUGAUAUAAAAGCCUAAAGGUAAACGUAACAAAUGGCAAUUCAAAACCGUUUAAGAAAAAGAAAAUCGUGCCUUUAGAUAGUAGAAUAGAUUUUUUUCAGAUUAAAAAGGCUUCAUAUAUAUAUGUAAUUCUUUACAGAUUUAUCAUAUGAACUCUGCUUCUUUUUAAUUGCUUACUAAGGAAAAGCAGCUAUGGGUUUGUCUGAGGAAAAUAUUGAGGCUGACCCAGAGAGUAGUUGUGCCCAAGUGACCACUGCAAAAAAGAGAAGGUUAAGAAGAAAAAAGUUAAGAGCUGCAAAGUCCUUAACUAGUGUGAAAAUCAACAUAGAUCAUAAUAACAUAAAUGUACAAGAGAUUUUGAAUUCUAGUUCAGCAAACAUUGUGCCAAAAACCCAGAUAUUUGAUUAUGAUACAACAAUUAAAUCUGAACAAAAUAAGAAAAUAUUAGAAGUUCCAUUUAAAAAUACUUGCAUAGAAGAUAAAAUAAUAGAAAUGUCUUCCAAAGAAGGUUCUGUAAAAACAAGAGAUGAUGUAAUGGCAGCAAGAGAAGCUAAAAAGCAGGCAAAGCAGAAAGCAAAGUUAAAGAACAUUGAAAAUAAAGAUAAUGUUUCAACAAACAUUCAACCGCUGACCAGCAUUAGUGAUUCUCAAGGCAAGAAAAAUAUAAGUACUAAUGUUCCUCCUAAAAAACCUGUAACAAGUGACAAAAUAGAUACAACUCCAUCCAUAACUGCAAAAGCAGAAUCACCUAAAAGUAAAGAUGAAGUUGACAGAGCUAUUCAAUAUGAAAAUAUAGAUAUAAAUAAAGAUAAGUCUAAAGAACUCAUUAAAUCUGAGAGAGCUGCUAAGAAAGCAGCUAAACAGGCUAAGAAGAAACCAAUAGAAGAAAGUGGUGUCAAAAAUACUAAUGUAACACAAGAUUUAACAGUCAAAGAUGUAGUAAAUACACUGAAAGAUAUUGUCAAUGUUGCUAAAGAUGUGCAAGCUGUGACUGAUAAAGUUAUAGCCAUUGACUUUACAGCAAAGAAGAGUGAAGAGUCAACAAAGUCUAAAGCCGAGUUAAGAGCAGAGCGACGUGCUAAGCAAGAAGCACAAAGAGCAUCAAAGCAAGCUGCACAACAGCAAAAACCGUCAGAAGUGAAGACAGAACGACCCAGCAAAGAUAUUGACAAAACUAAAGAGGAAAAGUCGACAAAGGCAAAACCUGCAGUAGAAAAGUCCAAGCCGAAAUCUCAGGGUAUGCAGAAAAUGAAUUGGUUCCAACACUUGUACACGGAACAUGAUAAAGAUUCUCUGAAACAAAUGGCAAUUAACUCAAACUUACACCCUGCUGUCAUUAAAUUAGGUGUGCAACUUGCAUCACGUGUUGUGACUGGAUCUAAUGCAAGAUGUAUAGCAUUGUUGGAUGCAUUGAAAAAGAUGGUUAAAGACUACAGCCUUCCUGCGCGUACUGAAUUCGCACGCGGACUGGAAGCGCAGCUGGCGGCCAGCGUUGAGUUCCUGUGGGCCGUCAGGCCACCAGCCGCCUCCCAAACCAAUGCGCUCAAGUACUUCCGGUACCACCUCACGCAGCUACCCAACAACGUGGACGAGUUCGACGCUAAGAAACGGCUUCAAGAGGAGAUCGAUAGAUACAUCCGCGAACAAAUAGACAUGGCAGGCGAGGCCAUCAGUAUCGCCGUACGAAACAAAAUAUCUACCAAUGAUAAUAUACUCACUUAUGGAUGCUCAUCGCUGAUCGAGCGCAUCCUGUGCGAGGCGCAGGCGGCGGGCGUGGUGUUCCGCGCCGUGGUGGUGGGGACGCGCCUGCAGCGCGGCGCGCGUGAGAUGCUGCGGCGUCUGCUCGCACGAGGCGUGCGCUGCUCCUACGCCGACAUCUCCGCCCUCAACUACCUCAUGCGAGACGUGAACAAGGUGUUGGUGGGCGCGGCGUCGCUGUUAGCCAACGGCGCGGUGCUGGCGCCGGCAGGCACGCUGCAGGCGGCGCUGGCGGCGCGCGCGCACAACGUGCCGCUACUCGUCGCCUGCGAGACGCACAAGUUCGCCGACACCGUGCAGACCGACGCCUUCGUGCACAACGAGAUCGGUGACCCUGACGAUCUCAUCGAUAAGAAUGACGAAAAUUCACCAUUGAAGGAUUGGCGAACGAACCCCAAUUUAUCGCUCCUUAACUUGAUGUAUGACGUCACACCUCCAAGUCUCGUUACCGCUGUUGUUACGGAAUUGGCCAUACUACCUUGUACAAGCGCCCCCGUUGUCCUACGUUUCAAAUUAUCUGAAUAUGGACUAUAAAUGUGCACAAAAAUCCUUUUUGAGCAACUCUUAGUUAUGUAAUAUUUUUUAUUUAAUAUACAUUUAUUUUCAUAUUACUUCAACAUGUAACUAUAAAAGAAUGACCAAUGAUUUAAUACAUGUUAAACGAAGAUGAUAUGUUAAUAGCGCAUGCAAAAACAAGACUACAACAUGUCCUAGAUACUCUCUCGCUGGCCUGCGGCCGAAGAUCGUGAUCAGGCAAAGUAAAAACAGAAAUUCCGCCGUGUGUUUACAGAAACUUGCAAAUAUGACGCUAAAUACGCAUGAAAAAACCGCAAUUUAUUUGGUGUAUUUCUUACUGAAAUAAAGAAAAUAAUUUUUGUUCCGAGUGACAUAUACAAACAUAGAUUAUAAAGUGCAAAUACUAUAUCGUAGGUAAGAAAGAGGAUAUUAAUACAAAAUAAAUGUCUAUCACGUGUUAA
This is a messenger RNA of Nymphalis io (European peacock), 2746 nucleotides long. RefSeq names its product translation initiation factor eIF-2B subunit delta (gene eIF2Bdelta). Bases 204 to 2303 code for a protein of 699 amino acids. NCBI's taxonomy places the organism in Eukaryota, Metazoa, Arthropoda, Insecta, Lepidoptera, Nymphalidae. The record is from RefSeq and is a predicted model, not a curated record. The transcript has 11 exons.